Molecule: messenger RNA, 2135 nt
Organism: Ipomoea nil (Japanese morning glory)
Lineage: Eukaryota; Viridiplantae; Streptophyta; Magnoliopsida; Solanales; Convolvulaceae
Product: acid beta-fructofuranosidase-like
Exons: 7
Coding region: 90-1979 (629 amino acids)
Biological process (GO): carbohydrate metabolic process
Molecular function (GO): hydrolase activity, hydrolyzing O-glycosyl compounds
Source: RefSeq, a predicted model, not a curated record
AAUAAUUAUUUUGCCAACAAGCCGAUCCACAUGGUCAAUUUGCUAUAAAUUGAUUGUAGUUAUACUUCUAUUCCAUCUUCAAAUUCCAAAUGGCCACCGGCUCUUCUUCUUACAAACCCCCUUACACUCCCCUGUCGGAUCGAACCGAGUCCGCCGGAGCUCCGGAGAAUCUCCGGCGAUCCUUAAAGUUCUUCACCUGCACUCUCAUCUCCUUACUCUGUGUAGUCUUAUCCGUCCUUGUAGUCCUCAAUCAUUCAUCAGAACUGGUCAAAGAUGAAACUUCACAACAACCGUCUCCGUCGCUAAAGGCCGCCGGAGAUGUUAUCCCGUCGGUGGAGGAAGCCGCCGGCGAUGGGGUUCCAUAUUCUUGGACUAAUCGGAUGCUGUCUUGGCAAAGAACAGCUUUCCAUUUUCAACCUCCAAAGAGCUGGAUGAAUGAUCCUAAUGGUCCACUAUACCACAAAGGAUGGUACCACCUUUUUUACCAAUACAACCCUAGUUCAGCUGUUUGGGUGGAGAACAUCACCUGGGGUCACGCAGUAUCAAGGGACAUGAUUCACUGGCUCCAUCUACCUUAUGCCAUGCUCCCUGAUCAGCCCUACGAUUUACGUGGCGUUUGGACUGGGUCUGCCACAACCCUCCCUGAUGGCCAGAUCAUGAUGGUCUACACUGGAAACACUGAUGUGCAGGUACAAAAUCUUGCUUACCCAGCCAAUCUAUCUGACCCGCUGCUCCUUAAAUGGGUCAAGUAUUCAGGCAACCCGGUUAUCGUCCCCCCUCUCGGCGUUGAUUUGUUGGAGUUUAGGGACCCGAGUUCAGCAUGGGCGGGCCUAGAAAAAGGCCAGUGGUUUAUUACUAUAGGGUCACAGGUUAGGAAAACGGGCGUUGCAUUUGUUUAUGAAACUACCGACUUCAAAAGCUAUAAGCUCUUGGAUGGGUUCUUGCAUUCAGUUCCAGGUACGGGUAUGUGGGAGUGUGUGGACUUCUAUCCGAUUUUAGCUGAUGAGGAAAUCGGGUCAAAUUCUUCAAAUAAAGGGUCGGAUGUCAAGCAUGUUCUGAAAGCUAGUUUGUACGAUGAAACACAUGAUUAUUAUGCUAUUGGGACAUAUGACCCGAUUAAAAACAAGUGGGUACCAGAUUUUCCAGAAUUGGAUAUCGGACAUGGGUUGAGACUCGAUUAUGGGAAGUAUUAUGCAUCAAAGACAUUUUAUGACCAAAACAAGAAUAGAAGAGUUUUGCUGGCUUGGAUUGGGGAGAGUGAUCCGAAAGAUGUUGACCUGGUGAAGGGCUGGGCAUCACUACAGGGCAUUCCUAGGACACUGCAUUUAGACAAGAAGACAGGAAGUCAUCUGCUUCAGUGGCCAAUUGAAGAAGUAAAGAGGUUGAGAUCAGGCGACCCCAUUGUCACAAAGGUCAAUCUUCAACCAGGUGAAAUCCUACCAAUCCACAUUCCAGCUGCUGCGCAGUUAGACAUUAUUGCCUCGUUUGAAGUGAUGAAUGAAGAGGCAGUCGAAGGUGAAGGCGAUUUUAGGUACAACUGCAGUAGCAGUGGUGGUGCUGUUAAGAGAGGCGCUUUGGGGCCAUUUGGUUUGGUAGUUGCAGCUGAUGAAACACUUGCCGAGCUAACGCCUGUUUACUUCUAUGUUCAAAAAGGUGGUGAUGGGAAGGUAGAGACUCAUUUCUGCACUGACUUGACAAGGUCAUCAGAAGCAUCUGGAGUUACGAAAGAAGUUUAUGGUAGCACCGUACCUGUUAUUGAUGAUGAAAAAUAUUCAGCAAGAAUAUUGGUUGACCAUUCAAUCGUGGAGAGUUUUGGUCAAGGAGGAAGAACAGUUAUAACAUCAAGAAUAUAUCCAACCAAAGCAAUAUAUGAAGCGGCAAGAGUCUUCUUGUUCAACAAUGCCACAGGGACAAGUGUUAAAGCGUCUGUGAAGAUAUGGCAAAUGAAUUCAGCUGAUAUUAAGCCAUUCCCAUUUUGAUCAAUUCUUGAAUUGUUUGCUUCCAAUUCACUUUCUCAUCUGCCUUAGCUAUUAUAUGAAUAAUUGAAGCUUGUAUAUUAGACUCAAUCUCACACUAACAAGUGGUAUGCCAGAUUCCAUGCUUGAUUUAUGUGUAUUCCAAGGGUGUGUUUGGUU